Molecule: messenger RNA, 5348 nt
Organism: Misgurnus anguillicaudatus (oriental weatherfish)
Lineage: Eukaryota; Metazoa; Chordata; Actinopteri; Cypriniformes; Cobitidae
Gene: adora2aa
Product: adenosine A2a receptor a
Biological process (GO): G protein-coupled adenosine receptor signaling pathway; adenylate cyclase-activating G protein-coupled receptor signaling pathway
Cellular component (GO): plasma membrane
Molecular function (GO): G protein-coupled adenosine receptor activity
Source: RefSeq, a predicted model, not a curated record
ACUCAAUUGUGCUGUCAAUAAUUUGUUCUCUCCUCUCUGCACUAAAUGGCAGUGCUGUGGUUGGAUAGUGCAGAUUAAGAGGCGGUAUUAUUGUAAAAAGAUCUCCUUAUGACAUCAUAAGAGAGCCAUUUUUCACAUGCUUGCAGAGAAUGGUUUACUAUAACUAAGUUACUGGGUUGAUCUUUUUCACAUUUUCUAGGUUGAUAGAAGCACUGGGGACCCAAUUAUAGCACUUAAACAUGGAAAAAGUCAGAUUUUAAUGCUAUAUGGCCCCUUAAGAUAAAUUGUGACCCUAUCUGUGAAAUCCAGGUUAAAGUCUCUAUAAUCAAUUUUUUUCAUAGAAGCAUUUGAUUGCACUCAUUUAAUUCAGUUCUGAAUGACCUUUGUCAAUAUUAUAAAUAUCAAGGUAUUUCCCAUAACGUUUUUUUACACUACGUAGUCGGAUGAUUGUACAAAACAGGAAAUCACACAUAAAGACUAAUGGGUUUUCACAGACUAGGUAGGUCAUUAUUUCUCUUUGCAUCAUCACCCAGCUGCACAAAUGACAAACAACCCUGUAAAAUCCUAACCUUUUACUGAAUUGUGAUCUGUCAGUCCUCAACUCAGUUUCUUUGAUACUGUAUCAUGGUGAGAAACGGUAUCAGUAAGUCAAAAGACUGUGAGCAUGUGAUAAACUGGUUCCUGUUUUAGGAUUGGUCAAACACAAUCUCUCUAGGGUCCCUAGAGUCUGUCAUCUCUCAGUAGUAAUGUGACUGCGACCGCUGCAUCAGACUCGAACAUACCGGAUCAAACAUCUGACUCCUAAACAACAUAACACAAAGUUUACUUUCAUAUCUGAGGAUCACACGCUCAUUUGGAGGGGUUACAUUUUCUGUUCUUGUCUACGGGACUUUCUGCUUUCAUUUUUAUUCAGUCAUUCCUGGAGUUAUAUCGAGUAUCAUGAGAUUUGUUUUCCGGUUUAUAACAUGAUUCUCCAGGGAACGCAGUGGAAAACUGAAUGAUGAUAGGAAGACACUGGAAGGAUGAUUGGACUAUCACAUUUAAUGUCUUGACAUGGGAUUGUUCUUAUUAUCUGCUGAUUUGAAACCUAAUCUAUCUGACUGAUCUGGAGACUUUUUCGUUUUUUUAUUAUACCAAGCGUGGAUCUUCAUAAUGAAUAGCAGUUUUUCUCAAGAGAUUUAGGUUUUGGCAUCCUUUUAUUUAAUCAACACUCUUGAGCAAUUUCUUUCUUUUCUUUUAACCAAUUAAAGUUUUAGUAUCUACCUAAAAAAACUCAGUCUCAGACUGACUCAUAGCCUCUAGUGAGGUGACUGGUGCUUCGAGCUGCAGCUAUGGACAUUAAGGCGAGGCAUCAUCCUUUCUUCCCAGCAACCUCACCAUGCUGAGCAAUGUCUUCGACGUAAUGUACAUAACACUGGAGCUGCUGAUCGCCCUGCUUUCUGUCCUGGGCAACGUGCUGGUCUGCUGGGCAGUGGGACUCAAUAGCAACCUCCAGAGCAUCACCAACUUCUUUGUUGUUUCGCUGGCCGUGGCGGACAUCGCAGUGGGAGUGCUGGCCAUCCCUUUCUCCAUCGUGAUCAGCACUGGUUUUUGUGCCAAUUUCUACGGCUGUCUGUUCAUCGCCUGCUUUGUGUUAGUGCUGACCCAGAGCUCCAUAUUUAGUCUUUUGGCCAUCGCCAUCGACCGCUACAUUGCCAUCAAAAUUCCACUAAGAUACAACAGUCUAGUAACAGGACAGCGUGCCAAAGGCAUUAUUGCAUUGUGCUGGGUUCUGUCGAUCAUCAUCGGUCUGACACCCAUGCUAGGCUGGCACAAAACCCGCUCAGGAGAACCCCUCAACAGCACCUGUCAUCCCGGCAUGAUGGAGUGUUUGUUCGAGGAGGUUGUGGUCAUGGACUACAUGGUUUACUUCAACUUCUUUGCCUGCGUGCUGGUGCCUCUGCUUCUCAUGCUGGCCAUCUACCUGCGGAUCUUCAUGGCUGCGCGCCACCAACUCAAAUGCAUCGAGUCCAAAGCCGUGCCGUGUGAGCUCAAGUCUCGCUCCACCCUGCAAAAAGAAGUCCAUGCAGCCAAGUCACUGGCCAUCAUUGUCGGCCUGUUCGCCGUGUGCUGGCUGCCACUUCACAUCAUCAACUGUUUCACUUUGUUUUGUCCGCAGUGUGAACGGCCGCCGCUUAUCAUCAUGUACCUGGCUAUAAUCCUCUCGCACGCAAACUCGGUCGUGAACCCCUUUAUCUACGCCUACCGCAUUCGAGAGUUUCGAUAUACAUUUAGAAAGAUUGUCCGCUAUCAUGUUUUGGGCAGACGGGAGCCGCUUUCUUGCAACGGGAGCACCCGUACCUCGACCCGAGCGAGCUUGGCGGACUCGCUCAGAAUUAAAGUCAACGGCCUGGUGCGUGACCUCUACAUAGAGCAGAGCAGCACCACGAGCAGCUGUGAAAGUGCAGAGCCCGGGCACACGCACAGACCUACUGCCACAGAAAACUCGAUUUUGGACAACCAGGAACUCACAAACACCCACAAGCCUGUACUAAGGCAUCUAGAGUCUCCACUUACAGGGAACGAUCAGGGCAGGAAGCAUGCCAUACUUGAUAUUACGAAGGGGAAGGGUCUGCCCUCUCCUCUUCACAUCAAAUCGACUCUGUAUCUACAAACAGGCCACUGCACUGAGCUCACAGAGGUUUCCUGAUAGCCGGUACUUUAUCGAUUGAGGGAUUCUGAACGUAUUUAUUUGCUACAUUUUAAAGACAAAAGUACCUGCAAGACACUAAAAUGAUGGUGUGAGCCAUGUAGCAGCUCCGAUCUAAGUGUGCACAUUUUGAUAUUGUAAUGGUUGUAACAGUGAUGUAAAACAUGUAAAUGAUCAAGGUGUUAUAUCAAACAUUUCUUUAUAUUAAAUUCUUUAUAUGAAAAAAUUCUGGAUACAGAUUUUCUUGUGAUGGUUGGAAAGCUUACAUGCAAAAUUGCAUUAUGUCUAUGUUUCACACCGGAUCGGUAAACAUUAGCGGUGUAUAGGCAAGCAUGUAUGGAGAGCGUUUGCAAAACAUCUGUAUAAUGCAAGUUCAACAAGUUCACAUUAUUUGAAAUACAUUUAUGAGCAAAACAUCUUCAAAAAGCUUGUUUUACUGUUUAAUUUUAUCCACAUUGUUUUUAUGCUCUUUCUGGUCCAUGAAAUAUGGGUUAAAGACAGAGAAAAAGGCAAUCACGCUUCGUAUGUUUCGCUAAUGUUGAUGGGGAUUCCCUCUGUACAAAAGAAAGCGAAUGACAGCAUGAUGCAAAAGUGUUUCCUCCACAAAUACAAUAUAAGCAUACAGUAUAAUAUUUUUUUCUUUUUUUGAAAAUAUGCUCAUUUUCCAGCUAAACAUUUGAUUCUUACCAUUUUGGAAUCCAUUCAGCUGAUCUCUGGGUCUGGCGCUACCACUUUUAGCAUAGCUUAGCACAAUCCAUUGAAUCUAAUUAGACCAUUAGCAUUGUGCUAAAAAAUAACCAAAGAGUUUCAAUAUUUUUCCUAUUUAAAACUUGACUCUUCUGUAGUUACAUUGUGUACUAAGACCGAUGGAAAAUUAAAAGUUGUGAUUUUCUAGGCAGAUAUGGUUAGGAACUGUACUCUCAUUCUGGCGUAAUAAUCAGUGACUUUGCUGAUGUAACAUGGCUGCAGCAGAUGCAAUGAUAUUACGCACUGCCCGAAAAUAGUCCCCUUAUUUACUUUCAAUGGCAGGGAACUAUUUUCGGGCAGUGAGUAAUAUUUAAAAAAAAAGUGGAAUGUCCCUUUAAACAUGCUCAUGUGGUUUGAAAAAUGUGUGUGUUGAAAAAAUGACACCAUUUAAGAUAAGUGUGACUGCUCAAACCUACGGAAAGCCGAGAGAGGCCAUGCACUGUUAUUAUUUUUGCUUGCUUGUUUUCUCGUGAUCACGACUUAAUUUUCUCGUCAUCUCGAGAUAACAAAAGUUGUUUUCUCGUGAUCUCGGCAUAACAAAAGUUGUAUUCUUGAGAUGUGAUUAAAGCUUACGUGUACUCGAUAGAACGUAUUGUUUUGUUUGUAAACAGCAAAAGCAUAUUUUGCUAAAUUAGCAUGGAUGAACAAAUGAGAUUCGCUCAAGCUGAAAUAGAUUUGUCAAUAUUUACAAUUUUACAGUGGUGAAUUUAGGGACCGUCUUUAAGUUACACAAUAAUAUACACGUUUCUACUUUUAACAGCAUGUAAAUGGAAUGACUGAAAGUCAACAAACAGUCACAAAACCAACGUGUUUAUGUGGUUGUCAGCUAUAAUGCACACUUUUUAGAUUUUUGAUAUUUAUUUAAAUAAACUGUUAAAUACUAUUGAAGAUAGAAACGUGUACAGUAUUACUUUAGCAAUAGUCCCUAAAUUCACGAACACGAACCAUCCAACUUUAUUUAUUUAUCGGCUACACAUUAGCUACACGUGUGGUAACAGCGAAGACCCCAACUUAUGCAUUAGCAGUCCACUUCAAAAUACACUAAAUAUUAUGGACAGGAAAUUACAUUAUGACAUUUGGAUAAUCAUGUCAGGAGAUCGUGAGAAAAUUAAGUCGAGAAAAUAACUUUUGUUAUCUCGCGAUAACGAGAAAUUAAGUCAUGAUCACAAGAAAAUAACUUUUGUUAUCUCGAGAUCACGAGAAAACAACUUUUGUUAUCUCGUGAAAACGAGAAAUUAAGUCGUGAUCGGAGAAAACAAGCAAGCAAAAAUAAUAAUAGUGCAUGUCCUCUCUCGACUUCCGUACAAACCUGUUAACAUGGGUGCUGAAAAAACGCUCAGCUUAUGAAGCAGACAUAAACUUUCACACUGUUUUCACAGUGUGAGCAAUUACUGUAAGUCAGUUAGUAAACUUUACAUGUACAUGUACAUGCAUGUACAAAUUAUCAGAUUUGAUCUGUUCAGUGAUACAUAGUGUGGUUCACGUGGUUGGCACAUGUUUAUCAGUGCUAUGUAAUGACAUAACUUUAAGUGUUACACAAGCUGCAUGAUGGGAUGGUAUUGUUUUCUAUGGAAAUCUAGAAUUGUGUCUAAUUUAAAGGGGACAUAUCAUGAAAAUCUGACUCUUUUUCAUGUUUAAUUGCUAUAAUUGGGUCCCAGUGCUUCUUUCAACCUAGACAAUGUGAAAAAGAUCAACCCAGUAAACCAUUCUCUGCAAGGAUGUGGAAAAAUAGGUAAUUGAAAUUUGCCUCCCCUUGUGAUGUCAGAAGGGGAUAAUACCGCCCCUUAAUCUGCACUAUCCAACCACGGCACUGCAUUAAGUGCAGAGAUCAGCUCAUUUGCAUUUAAAAGGAGAUUUAAACUGCACAUUUUUGUUAACACCUACAAAGUGGCAAUUUUAUCAUGCUGUAAUA